AUCACGAGAGAGUAUGAAACUCGGGCUUUUAGUUUUACUCUCACUAAGAUAGACAUUUGUAUGAACGUGUUUAAAAAAAUAUGUCCUCCGCCAACCGACUGGACGUUUUACGUGAGCGUAACAAAGAGUUAUUGAACCGUUUGAAGCAGCGGGGACAGACCCUGGAGCGGCUCAGCGGCUGCAGUCAGAGCCACCAGAGGGAGAGAGAGGGCGGCGCGGAGGAGCGGAGGGGCCCCGCAGUGACCCGGUCCGAUGGAGGCCGAGGCCCCGCCCGGGCCGCCCUCGCCAGACGGACAGUGAGAUUUGCGGAUACAUGUGAGAGACAAACAGGCAUCCGCAGCACGAUCUCAUCACCGUCUUUGACCUCCAAAUACAAACGAGGGACUUCUGAACAUGCAGCACCGUCAGACCUUUUCAGAGAGCGCAGCAGACCUCCUCUUGCCCACAGCAGACUGAAGCAUAUGGACCCGUCCACAACCAAGUCCUGUCGAGUCAAUCAAAGCAGAGAAGAGAGGGAGGUUCAGAGGCGCAUCACAUCUCAGUCUGAUGAAUGUGAGGAGAUAUCUGCCUUGGACAGGCAUCACCUGCAGCCAUUACUCGGGUAUGACUGGAUAGCAGGAGUCCUGGAUGCUGAGGACUCCUUGAUAGAGCGCUCUGAUGAGUUCUUCAAUGACCUUCACACAUUUCGAUCUCUUAAUAAAGACGAGUGUGUCCACAACCCACAAGAGAAAUUUCCUGAAGAGAAUCGCUCAGUCCUGCCGCUGCUCACUGACAAGAACGGUCCAGAGGCUGAUACGGCUAAUCAUCAAUGUACGUUUUCUUAUAGGAUCAACAGCCGACUGUUCCCUGUUCCACUUCACUACCAGGAGUGCUGCCCGGUGUGCAAAGAGCCCAAAUCCUCCCAUCCUCACACUACUGUUGAACCGGCUCUCAUCAGGGUCAGUAUCCCUCGCUCCACCCUCUUGCCACCCUACAAGUACAAAGCUCAUCGCCGAUGCAGUUUUGACCCUUCUGAUAGUGUUGGGUUACCAUCGCACUGUCUCUCAGGGUGGUCGAACACAGGUCAGAGCACACUGCCGCCCCCCAGCAGCCUCGAUCUGCGGAGCAGUCUGAAUAUGAAGAACUCCACCGGGUCACAGAACAAGGAACUGGAGGACUCUGCACCCAAAGUGUCUGGUAAAAUCUCUGACCAGAUCUCAGAUGUGUCCCGUUUGGCUCGUCACAACUUCCAACACUUCUCUUCCAAAAAAAAACAGGGAAGCAUGUUUUACCCUUUGCACUGACAUUUAAUCACAAGUCUAUUCUAAGGUGAUAAUAGUUCCUGAGUAAUUUGACGACACCCAAAAUUAUUUCCUUUUUUGUGCUCCUGUUUUUACUUUCUGUAUUGUGUUUUUACUUUCUUUAAUUUUAAUAAUGUUUUCUGUAUAUAUUUCUGUUAAAUUUGUAUGUUAAAAUUAGAUUUUCAAGAUGAAACAAAUAAACCGUGAUCUUAAAAGAGAAUGCAUUCACAUGUGUGUCUAAUCCUAAAUAAAUAAAUUUGAAACAUGA
Pseudoliparis swirei is the source of this 1548-nucleotide messenger RNA. RefSeq names its product migration and invasion inhibitory protein (gene miip). The transcript has 9 exons. The record is from RefSeq and is a predicted model, not a curated record. Lineage: Eukaryota; Metazoa; Chordata; Actinopteri; Perciformes; Liparidae. Bases 81 to 1283 code for a protein of 400 amino acids. Gene Ontology annotation, biological process: negative regulation of G2/M transition of mitotic cell cycle; negative regulation of cell migration.